Rhincodon typus (whale shark) is the source of this 1662-nucleotide messenger RNA. Its product is annotated as polypeptide N-acetylgalactosaminyltransferase 17-like. The coding region runs from base 1 to 630 and encodes 209 amino acids. Gene Ontology annotation, cellular component: Golgi apparatus. NCBI's taxonomy places the organism in Eukaryota, Metazoa, Chordata, Chondrichthyes, Orectolobiformes, Rhincodontidae. The record is from RefSeq and is a predicted model, not a curated record. The transcript has 5 exons.
AUGGAUGCAGAGAAGAUAUUUCCACUCAAGUUUGAUUUUUCAGAGAGAGCAAAUGCAAUUUCUGAAGCUACUUUUCUCUUCCAGAAUCCAGGGAUCGAUAUUGGUGACAUUUCUGAAAGAGUAGCAUUGAGAAAGCACCUUAAGUGUAAGAAUUUCCAGUGGUAUCUGGACAAUGUGUAUCCAGAAAUGAGAAGAUAUAACAAUACAGUGGCUUAUGGCGAGGUGCAUAACAACAAGGCAAAAGAUUUUUGCCUAGAUCAGGGUCCGCCAGAAAACCACACAGCCAUUCUAUAUCCAUGUCAUGGGAUGUCCCCUCAGCUGGUGAGGUAUACGACAGAUAGAUAUCUGUACCUUGGGUCCCUGGGCUCUACUGUCCUACUGCCAGACACCCGUUGCCUAGUGGACAACAAGAAAAGCCGAUUUCCUCAGCUUCUAGAUUGCGAAAAAGUGAAAAAUGUUUACCAGAAGUCCUGGCGCUUUGUACAGAAUGGAUCAAUCCUUAAUCUGGAAACUGGCCGUUGUUUAGAGGUGGAGAAUAGCAAAAAAACCGAUUUUGGAAUGGAGCUGGUUUUACAGCAAUGCUCAGGACAAAAAUGGACAAUUAAAAAUGUCUUAAAGCAAGCAAUCUAGUCAUGGACAGGAAGCUGGAAUUCUUUGUACUGCAAUAGACUAGAAACUUUAGAACGCUGUUGUUAUGGAUUUUGACAAGUCUCAAGUCUCCAACACCAUUCAGGUGAUUGAUACAAAUCCAAACUGGACUAUGUCUUCAGGCCAGGAUUUAAUUUUAUUUUUAUUUUUAUUUUGAGAUUUAGAAAUAUGAAAAUCAUUUUAUUGAAUGUUCUAAUGUUAUCAAAUGAAAAGAAGUCUGUUGGAAAAUAUCUGUACAAUAAAUUAAAAUAUUAUCUGUGUUUAAAAUUUGUAUAGUAUACACUGUAAAGUACCUUGGUCAAAGCUAACCAUUGAUAUAUGAGGCUAAAUGAAAUAAGCGCGGUUAUUAUUUUUCAACAAUUAUGUGUCAAUAUGUUUCAUUUUAGAUUUCAUGUUGAUACUUAGCCUUUGAAGAUUGUGUGAUCUUAGUUUGGGCAAUUAUCCCAGUGUGCAUGAAUCCACAAGUGCUAAACUGCCUUCACAUUUGAAAUGAGCUUGUCAUCAAGUACUGGUAUUAUAUACAUCAACUAGAAAUGCCAUGAAGAGUAUUAAAAUGGAAUGGAACUAUUGCACUGAUGCAUUGCAGAAUGAUCUGCAGUUGGGGUUCCAGCACUUUGCUGCGUAAGUGCUGAGCUAGAGAGUUCUGCACUGUUCCUCACUGUGGUAAACAUACUGUCACAGUUCUCACUGUUUCACAGUACCUCGGUUUUGCACCUUGGUAAACACAUACAGAUUUAAAGCAAAAAGAACAAAUAUUGAAAACUUGCCAAAUAUCGUCAUUGGAUACAAUGGAUCCUCUUAUUCGUGGAAUAAUUUUGCAAAGGGGUAAAAGGCUAAGAAUGGAACAAUACAACAGAAUUCAACCAAACAGGAUCCUGUAUGGCACAGAUCAAAGGGGACAGAAAUAUGACAUACAAUAAGAUUGAUUUUGUCGGAACAAACUAGGACUUGGUACAACUUUUGAAAUACAUUGUCAGGAAUUUCCUUGUAUCAAUAUUGCAUUUGCUGUCUGUG